AUGUCUCCCUCGUCGCCAAUCAACGGCUUCACCAACGGUAUGCAGCACUCGCCGCCAAAUUCUGUCAAUGGAGACCACAUGUACAAUUCUGUGGAAUUCUUACGUAGUAAUCAAGCCCCCGCGGGAUGGAUUAUUCAGAAAUUCGGCGGUACGAGCGUCGGCAAGUUCCCAGAGAAGAUUGCUGAGGAAAUCGUCAAGGUCUAUGUGGCCCAGAACAAAGUUGCCAUUGUGUGUUCUGCCAGAAGUACAGACACAAAAGCGGAAGGAACUACAAAUCGACUUCUAAAUGCUGCGGCCCAGGCCAUGGUUGCUGACUCAACUACAUAUCUCGACGUCGUUGACCAAAUCCGGGAAGACCAUGUCCGCGAAGCAAAGAAGCUUAUUAAGAAUCCAGACCUGGCCGAUGAGCUUUGUGGCCAUAUUGAAGCCGAGUGUGGCAAGCUUGCCAGCUUUCUUGGUGCAGCUCAGAUUAUUAAUGAGAUUUCUCCAAAGUCCAAGGAUAUUAUCAUUGGUGCUGGCGAGAAGCUCAGCUGCAGGUUGAUGGCCACCUUGCUCAAGGAUAGAGGGGUUGAUGCGGAGUAUGUCAACUUGGAAAACAUCCUUCCGUCCGGUUACCAAAUGAAGGGGGGUCUCUGCCAAAGCUUCUAUGAUGAUUUGGCACAUCGCCUCGGAGAAAGACUCCUUCUUUGUGGAGAUAGAGUUCCUGUCAUUACCGGCUUUUUCGGCUACGUCCCUGGUAGUCUCCUGGACGUUAUUGGUCGUGGAUACACAGACCUCUGUGCCGCCCUCGUUGCUGUCGGGAUUGAUGCCGAUGAGCUUCAAGUCUGGAAAGAAGUUGAUGGUAUCUUUACUGCUGACCCAAGAAAAGUCCCCUCCGCUAAGCUGCUCCCUACCAUCACACCUGAAGAAGCUGCAGAACUCACAUACUAUGGCUCCGAAGUCAUCCACCCGUACACCAUGGAGCAAGUCAUCCGUGCACGUAUUCCCAUUCGUAUCAAGAAUGUCGAAAACCCUACCGGCCCUGGCACCGUUAUCUUCCCGGAUACCAUGUCCACCAAGGGCCUAGAUACUCCUCCCCAUCCACCCAAACUCUUCCGCUCAGAAUCUGCCCGCAACUUCCUCCAACUCCGCCCUCGCCGCCCUACUGCCGUUACAAUCAAGAACAAGAUUGUUGUUCUCAACAUCCACUCGAAUCGUAAAUCCCUUUCUCAUGGUUUCUUCGCCAACAUUUUCUCAACGCUCGACAAGUACCAACUUGUUGUCGAUCUUAUCUCUACUUCUGAGGUACACGUCUCCAUGGCUCUACAUGCUGAGGUUCGUGAGGAGUCUAUGCGCGAUGCCAUUGAUGACCUGAGAAAGUACGGGACAGUCGAUGUGAUCCGUAACAUGACCAUCUUGAGUUUGGUCGGAAAACACAUGAGGAAUAUGGUUGGUGUUGCUGGCAGAAUGUUUACUACCCUCGCGGCUAGCGAUGUAAACAUUGAGAUGAUUAGCCAAGGUGCUAGCGAGAUCAAUAUUUCAUGUGUUAUUGAUGAGAAGGAUGCGACAAAGGCAUUGCGGGUAAUCCAUGAUAAGGUGUUGUUUGAGAAUUAG
Messenger RNA from Orbilia oligospora ATCC 24927, 1593 nucleotides. RefSeq lists its product as uncharacterized. Lineage: Eukaryota; Fungi; Ascomycota; Orbiliomycetes; Orbiliales; Orbiliaceae. The coding region runs from base 1 to 1593 and encodes 530 amino acids. The record is from RefSeq and is a predicted model, not a curated record. Gene Ontology annotation, biological process: amino acid biosynthetic process. Gene Ontology annotation, molecular function: aspartate kinase activity. The transcript is spliced from 2 exons.